This is a messenger RNA of Centrocercus urophasianus (Greater sage-grouse), 5372 nucleotides long. Its product is annotated as cAMP-specific 3',5'-cyclic phosphodiesterase 4D. NCBI's taxonomy places the organism in Eukaryota, Metazoa, Chordata, Aves, Galliformes, Phasianidae. Gene Ontology annotation, biological process: cAMP catabolic process; signal transduction; regulation of cardiac muscle cell contraction. The record is from RefSeq and is a predicted model, not a curated record. The coding region runs from base 934 to 2484 and encodes 516 amino acids. The transcript is spliced from 11 exons. Gene Ontology annotation, cellular component: nucleus; perinuclear region of cytoplasm; cytosol. Gene Ontology annotation, molecular function: transmembrane transporter binding; ATPase binding; 3',5'-cyclic-AMP phosphodiesterase activity.
AAAAAGAAACUGACUUUCAAUGGGCUGAGAAGAUCAUUUUUUAAUUUAGAUUUCAUAAAAAUGAACCCCCUUUUCAAUGUUACAGUACGUAAAGAUUGCUCAAGAAUCCUUGUAACUCUGUGUUGUUUUUUUUUUUCCCUUCAUUAAGAAAACUCAAAUUAUUUAUUUCCCUUCCAUAUGAAAAAUUGAAGAGGCUAAGAAAGACACACGACCAUACAGAAUACUCAUUUUAACUGCUUGGAUGACAAGUCCAUUGAAAUGAACUGGCAAAUGCUGCCAAGGGUACAAGAACUCAAACUAACUAUUUCUGAAUGGAGUGUGAAUGCUGCAGGGGGGGAAGCCAUUAUUAAAUGGCAUUUUCUGUUUCAAAAAAAGAAAGAAAAAAUGAAAGAAAUACCCCAUUCCCAGGAGAGUCCCUGGUGCUGGCCAAUCAGAAAUUAUCCUACCUCAUGUCACCAGCCCCUUGCAUUUAUAUCUUUUAGGGUGACAUACUAUUGGUUGCUAGUUAGGCUCUAUGGGAGGGAUUAGUGGCACUCUUUGUGGCUUCCCCUUUAGGUCCUUAUUUGGUAGCUGUUGAUAGAGCAAGUCUUUCCAGCAGCUGAGCAUCUUGACAUACAUUAUUCAUUAAGUCCUGGUGUUCAGGAAAUAUGCAUAUCCCUAGCUCUUCUGAUAUUUCUUCAACUCAUUCAAUAUGUCUCUUCAACAUUGCCUGUGAGUGCUUGGAAUUUUACAAAUGGCAUUUUUACAAUCAGAAGACUACACAGUUGGAUUUCAUUUCAGAGUACCUCCUGUGCACACAGUUGCUGAGAACCUGAAGAUCAGCAAAAAGAAUUAGGAGAGAAGGCAUCUUUCUUCCUGAAAGUCUUUUGCGGUAUCAGAUAGCAAAGAACUGAACAGCUUAGAUUUGGUAGUAUAGAAAAAAAAAAAUCAAAAAUGCCUGAGGCAAACUAUUUACUCUCAGUUUCUUGGGGCUACAUAAAGUUUAAACGUAUGCUCAACCGGGAGCUUACUCACCUGUCUGAAAUGAGCAGAUCAGGCAACCAGGUCUCGGAAUACAUAUCGAACACAUUUUUAGAUAAACAACAUGAAGUCGAAAUCCCUUCUCCGACACAAAAAGAGAAAGAGAAAAAGAAGAGACCAAUGUCUCAGAUCAGCGGAGUCAAAAAACUGAUGCACAGCUCCAGUUUAACCAAUUCCAGUAUUCCCAGGUUUGGAGUUAAAACAGACCAAGAAGAUGUUCUUGCCAAGGAACUAGAAGAUGUGAACAAAUGGGGCCUUCAGGUUUUCAGGGUAGCCGAGCUAUCUGGAAACAGACCUUUGACAGUCAUCAUGCACACCGUUUUUCAGGAACGAGAUCUGUUAAAAACAUUUAAAAUUCCAGUGGAUACUUUAAUAACUUACCUGAUGACCCUAGAAGACCACUACCAUGCAGAUGUAGCAUAUCACAAUAACAUACACGCUGCAGAUGUUGUUCAGUCAACCCAUGUUCUGCUGUCAACCCCAGCAUUGGAGGCUGUGUUCACUGAUUUGGAGAUUCUUGCAGCAAUUUUUGCCAGUGCAAUACAUGAUGUAGAUCAUCCUGGGGUUUCAAACCAGUUUCUUAUCAACACAAAUUCUGAACUUGCUUUGAUGUACAAUGACUCAUCAGUACUGGAGAAUCAUCACUUAGCUGUGGGUUUCAAGCUGCUCCAGGAAGAAAAUUGUGACAUUUUCCAGAAUUUGACCAAAAAACAGAGGCAGUCAUUAAGGAAAAUGGUCAUUGACAUUGUCCUUGCUACAGACAUGUCUAAGCAUAUGAAUCUUUUGGCUGAUUUAAAAACUAUGGUUGAAACCAAGAAAGUGACAAGUUCUGGUGUCCUACUUCUUGAUAACUAUUCAGAUAGGAUUCAGGUUCUUCAGAAUAUGGUGCACUGUGCAGAUCUCAGCAAUCCAACUAAGCCACUCCAUCUCUACCGCCAAUGGACAGACAGAAUAAUGGAGGAAUUCUUCCGCCAAGGAGAUCGGGAAAGAGAGAGAGGAAUGGAGAUAAGUCCCAUGUGUGAUAAGCACAAUGCAUCUGUAGAAAAAUCACAGGUGGGCUUUAUUGACUACAUUGUUCAUCCUCUGUGGGAGACCUGGGCAGAUCUUGUUCACCCGGAUGCCCAGGAUAUCUUAGAUACACUGGAGGACAAUCGAGAAUGGUACCAGAGCACAAUUCCUCAGAGUCCCUCUCCUGCACCUGAAGACCAGGAGGAGGGUAGGAGACAGGGCCAGACUGAAAAAUUCCAGUUUGAACUAACACUGGAGGAAGAUGGUGAGUCAGACACUGAAAAGGACAGUGGAAGUCAAGUAGAAGAAGACACCAGCUGCAGUGACUCAAAGACCCUUUGCACCCAGGAUUCAGAAUCUACUGAAAUUCCUCUUGAUGAGCAAGUAGGGGAAGAAGUAGAAGAGGAGGAGAAUCAGACAGAAGCUUGUGUAGUAGACCAUUCUUCUGACACGUAACGAUGAGGACAUAGCUUGUUUCUUUCUUGCCCUCUCCCUUUUUCUUUCUCUUUCUCUCUCUCUUUUUUGUGGUUUUUUGUUUGUUGUUGUUGUUGUUGUUGUUGUUGUUAUUGUUGUUGUUGUUGUUGUUGUUGUUGUUGUUUUAAUUAGGUAAUGGUUUAAAGUGUAUGUUGUAUGCUAUCACCGUGAUCACAACUCACUGUCAUCAGCCAGGAUGUUUGUUGAUCAAAACUGACCUUGGUGACUCAGUUUGGCACUCAGGAAUAUUGUAACCAGAAUCUUCACCUUCAUUGCAUCAGAAAGCAGGGGAGAGAACAUUGAUAAACUACGUUUUAAUAAGCUCUCCAUUUCGCAAAUUUGAUUAAAUAAAGCAAAUGUUUUCACAGGAGCGCCACCUGAAUGCUGGUAUACUUUGGUAGUUUUUGAUUUUAUUUUACUUCACAAGCUAAGCAUUGGAUAAUGUUCAUCAUCAGAGGAAACAGAAAGAAAAUAAAUUGAGGUUCCUGCUGGAAAACAAAUGCACACAAACGAUGGAAUACAACAUGAAUCUGUAUAAGACGAAUCUGUCACCAAUAGGAAGAUGAGCUGUGGAAAUUACAUGAUUUUCUAACUUCAAGUCUUCCUGAUGAGUGACUGAAAGAAGUGUGACACGGUCAAAGUUUUCUCUACUUCAGCCCUCACAGGGCUUUAGCACAGAUGAUGCUGAAGGAGGAAAGAGAAAGAAGAGAACUCAUGUUUUUUCAUGUUUUGAUUUUUUUGUUCUUCAUCAUUUCUUCCCGAUCCACCUAAAAAUCUUCUCAAUCCCCAAGAGUGCCUGGAACUUUAAUAAUGGAAAAGCAAUAUAAAUUCCAAAAUAACCAGUGAAACCUGAAAAAGUUUUAUAUCUGCACAAAUUGAAAGUAAAUGAAGAAAAUAACACCAUAUUGUGAAAUAUAUACCCAUACAUACGGACAAUCACAUAACAGAAGAUGAUAUCAUUUCUUAGAGAUGGGGAUAUAAUGCACUGUACAAUCUUUUUUUUUUUCCUCUUUUGCCAAAGUGUGUUUUAGCAUUGUGCACUGCUUUAAAACAGUACAACUUACAAGUGGCUUUAUGUGUUCUGAGUAUUUUUGCCAUAAGAAAAUGCAAUGAAUUGGGUACUGAGUGCAGCAACGGGGAGGGGGGUAAGAAAAUUCACAUUGCUUAUAACAGUACGCUUUAGCUUGCAAGUUACUGUACUCAAUAAUGCUGUGUUUGAAUUUUUAACUGUUUUGUGUCAUUGUUAAAAAUUAUAAUGAAAGGAUAUAGAUAGAACAAGCAGCAUUCAGAAGUUUAAAAAACUUGAAUGAAAUGGAUUUUACAGAAAACUUUGACAAUUCUUUUAAAAUGCAUUAUUUAUUUUAUUUGUGCCAUGCAUUUUUCUCACCAAAUGACCUUACCUGUAAUACAGUCUUAUUUGUCUCUGUUUACAACUGUGUAUUUAUUGUAAUGUACAUACUGUAAUGUUAAUUGUAAAUUAUCUGUUCUUAUUAUAACAUCAUCCUUGUCUGGGUGGUGUUGCUAUAUUUGGAAACUCUUGGUGAGAGAAUGACUAUUGUGUAUACAUAUUCCUUGUACAUUUUUUUCUCCUGUAAUAUAUUCUGUGUCACCUUAGAGCUUGUUUAUGGAAGAUUCAAGAAAAGUAUAAAAUACAUAAAGAUAUAUCAAUAAAAUUAAAAAAAAAAAAAAGAAAAAAAAAAAGCUGCAGGUCUUUGGUCCCAGGGCUGUGCCUUAACUUCAAACAAUAUUUUGUUCUGUUUUGCUGCAUUUGAGGUAGCUUUGGGGAUAGGGCUGGGCAUAUUUAUCAUAUUUUCAGUUGCUAGCUGAUGUGGUUACUUGUGCAAGCUAGUUUGCAUGAUACUACAGAGAGCUUUCAUUCAUAAACAUGCUGGAAGUUGAAGCUUUUCCAGACUUCUGGCAAUAUAAUUGUAUUGCCUCUCUGAUUAUCUUUUUACAGGCUAUCAUCAGGGAUUACUGCAGCCAUUACUUGCUACUAAAAAAACAUUGAUGUUGUAUUUCAGUACUGAAUUGUGCUGAACAAGCUUUGGAAAGCAUCUCUAAUAAGCAUUUGGUUUUAAUGCAUAUUUGCAAAUGAAACAAAUGGAACUAAAUGGGGAUAGCUCAUAUACUUGUUUUUUAAAGAUCAUCUAAUACUCUUUAUUUAGUAGCACAAAUUACCACUAUAUAAGCAGAAUCAAUAAAGUAGGACAAAAGACCGCUUCAAUCUUGGAAAUGCUUUCCAACACUAAUAUUAGUGUUAUAAGCAGCCAAAGCUUUUAUUUUGUAUAGAUGUAUGUAAGGCUUUGUACAGGUGUGUAUAGCAUAAUGCACUAGAUCUAUAGGAGAAUGAUAGGCCUCUAGAUCUUUUAAUAACACUAGUAUUAGGUUUGCAGGUUGGACUCUGAGCAUCUCUUGCUGUUUGAGUAUCAUGUUGCUCCAAACUGCGUAGGACUGAUAGCAGUGGAUUUGCCAGAGUAAGGUAAAUACCUCUCCUCAUUCCAGUGAUGCCCAGCCCCUGUAGCAUGCGACCUUUUGUUAAAAGGAGUGAUUCUUUUUCAAGAGAAAACAGAGCCUCCUUUUUGACACAAACUGUAGAUUUUAGCAGCCCUGGCCCAAAGAAAAUGGAUUGCUUUUGUUUUAACAGUAUAAAAGGGACACUAUAACAACAAAAAUCCUGAACAACUUUUUGUUAUUAAUUUGGGGAUGUCUUGAGAGUGGCAACUUGUGUGAACAUUGCACAUGACAAUUCUUUCACUGGUUUCUUAGCCUCUCUUACAGCCUGUGGGAUAGUACUGUACAUCAAUACCUUCAUAUGAAAGUUUUAUAUGCAAUGGAAAUAAAGCAUGUGUUGAUUCUGCCUAGUUACCGUA